UCAGCGUCAGUGCGUGUGUGUGCGGUGAAGAGUGAAGAGUGAAGAGGAGUGAAGUUCGUGUCGAGCUCGUGGUCCAAAGGCAGUUAAUCUAUUGCCAGCUCAACAUAUAGACACCGCCAACAGAUGUUGGCAGAGCUGAAAAUCGAGCGAGCCGAGCAGAAGUAAACUUCUGACCAAGAAAAAUUCAAUCAGAGGACUUCCAAAUGUCGUGCAUUCAUCUUGUGGCGCUGCUGGCCCUCUGCCUGGGAGCCGUGGCCGUGGCCGCGAGCAGCAACCACCUGCCAGUGGGGGCGAACGUGAACCUCAACGAGCGGUUCUUCAACCAGGUGAGGGCGCUCAUCAAGCGCCGCAUGCAGGAGAAGAACGUUCAGUCGCCACAGCUGCCACUGGUGGACGAUGAGGUGGCCCUGCAGAAUCAGCGCAGCUACGACAAUGUGCCCAUUCCGGCGGCCAGUGUGCCCACUCCUGUGCUCGUGGAGAACUGGCCCACCGAGCAGCACAGCUUUGGCCAGGUCACCGCCGUCUCCGUGGACCCGCAGGGCAAUCCAGUGAUUUUCCAUCGCGCCGACCGCUACUGGGACGUUAACACCUUCAACGAAAGCAAUAUCUACUACCUCAUCGAGUACGGGCCGAUCAAGGAGAAAACCAUCUAUGUGCUCGACUCCAAGACGGGCGGCAUUAAAUCUGGCUGGGGCUCGAACAUGUUCUACAUGCCCCACGGCAUGACCAUCGAUGUUCAUGGCAACUAUUGGAUUACGGACGUGGCCAUGCAUCAGGCAUUCAAGUUCAAGCCCUUCGGCAGCAAGCCACUUCUGACGAUUGGCAAACGCUUCCGGCCUGGUUCCUCCGUCAAACAUCUGUGCAAGCCAACAUCCAUAGCCGUGGCCACCACUGGAGAGUUCUUUAUCGCCGAUGGCUACUGCAAUAGUCGCAUCCUGAAGUUCAAUGCCGCCGGCAAGCUGCUCCGUACAAUUCCACAGCCACCAGAGUUUCUGUCCCUGCAGGUGCCACAUGCCAUCACCCUGCUGGAGCACUUGGAUCUACUGUGCAUCGCCGACCGGGAGAAUAUGCGCGUCGUCUGUCCCAAAGCUGGCCUGAAGUCUUCCCAUGGCGAGGGUGAGCCCGCAGCCACCAUACAGGAGCCGGAUCUGGGUCGCGUCUUUGGCGUCGCCAGCUACGGCGAUAUUGUGUUCGCCGUGAAUGGACCCACCUCGAUGCUGCCCGUGUGCGGCUUCACCAUCGAUCCGCGCUCGGAGGCCAUUAUCGGGCACUGGGGCGACUUCAAGAAUCCCCAUUCCAUGGCCGUCAGCGUCAACGGGUCGGCCCUGUAUGUCACUGAGAUUGGCACCAAUCAUCAGACAAAUCGCGUGUGGAAGUACGUUCUGGCCUAGAUCUAGGCGGAGAUUCCCAAUUCCCAUUGAAAGUACCGUUAUAGACGCUCUCCAGCAUAUCCCCAUUAGUGCUUAUACCCCGCGUACGCAAAUAGAAAUAGAAACUAGAUCAGAAUUCAAAUAGCUAACAACAGGAGAUCAGGAUCCAAAUCGAAUGCAGAGGACUAGCAAGAAGGCACACCAAAUAUUUAAUUGUAAUAGUAAUUGUUAGAGUAACGUACAGAGCAGGAUGUACUCGUAAGUAUGUAAAUUGCUUGACACAUACCACAACAAACAUAACCUCAGACUUUAUGUUUUUGCACUUGUAAUGAGCAAAACGGCCUCAAAGCCCGCAUUACAAAGCAGCCUUUUGUCUUUAUUGAUAGUACAUACAUGUACAUGUACCACUCUCUCACUCGUUUGGGUGUGUAUGGCUGUGUACUGUGUACUAUUCAUUAACAUAAACUAGGCACGAGUGUGGGGUGGGCUUUAGACUAACCUAAUCCAUAGCAUAACCAAUAACCAAUAACCAAUUACCAAUAACCGGCACAGAGCACACGGAGGAGCGCAUAAACACGAAAAUACAAUACACUAUUGUACCAUACCAUACCAUAUAUAGUAAUCUAUGUAUAUCCAGUCGAUAAACCUAUAUAUAUAUAUAUAGUAUAUAUAUACAAAUAUAUCCAUGUAUGUAUAUCUUAACGAACUAUUAUAACCAAUGUAA
This is a messenger RNA of Drosophila obscura, 2094 nucleotides long. RefSeq names its product peptidyl-alpha-hydroxyglycine alpha-amidating lyase 2 (gene Pal2). Gene Ontology annotation, molecular function: protein binding; catalytic activity. The record is from RefSeq and is a predicted model, not a curated record. Lineage: Eukaryota; Metazoa; Arthropoda; Insecta; Diptera; Drosophilidae. Gene Ontology annotation, biological process: peptide metabolic process. Bases 204 to 1391 code for a protein of 395 amino acids. Gene Ontology annotation, cellular component: extracellular region; membrane. The transcript is spliced from 7 exons.